CGGCGGAGUCCGCGCCAUCGCCUUGCUUGACCAAGCGUGGCGUAUGCGGCGGGUCCUCGCAGGACACCAUGGAGGUACACGCUUUGAGGCAAGGAAGUUUUUUUUGUUUGCCGACCGUCGGGGCGGGGACAGAUACAACGCUAUCGGCUACAGGUCAAGUGCCGUUGUCGCGCCGUCAUUUCCACUGGAGCCCCGCGCGGACAGAUCUAUUGUUUUUAAUUGCACAGCGUCGUUUAUCGGCGCGCCCGGGAAGAGCCCGAUAAGCGCCGAUCGGUCCGCGCCCCGUGUGCGAGCGGGCAUAUCGGCUACAAAGAACGUGCGGCUCGCACUCAUGUUGCAGCACGAAAGGACUCGAGGCUCAAGAGACAACCUCUCGUUCGGAUAUGCUAAGCGUGUUGUGUGAUGCCAGUGACAAAGGCUGCGCGCUUUCGACCUCGGCUCCUCGCGUGGCCUCUCGGUGCAACCUGCAACGCGACGCCGACGAUGAAGACGACUCGCCGGCAGCAAGAACACCGGCCGGUGCGGUCGUGACUCGGCGCCCGCGCUUCAGCGCAAGGUACUGCAGGCGAUGCCACGGCAGCCGAGCCAGCCGGCGCGCCCGGAAGCCCAGGAGACGCGCCCGUGGGCGACAGCGCUGGGAUGAGCAGGCUCCGAUGGUGGCGGCCAGCGCUCUGCUGAUGGUGCUAUGCGCGGCGGUGGCGGCCGCGGUGGCCGCCACCGUGGACGGCGUGCUCGUGAUGGGACGCGACGGUCGCUGGCACAGCGACGAGCCGGUGUCCGUGGGUCAGCAGACUUGGCUGCUCCUGCUUGGCUCGGAUCUGGACAGCGAGCGCGUGAGUUUCACGCCUCGCGACGCCGAGCGCGGAAGCAGCUGCGGCCAUGCGUCCGCGCUGCAGCCGUCCUCCACGGACAAGAACGGCUCCACCACGGUUGUGCUGCCGUGGCGGGGCCGCUGGUUUCUCUGCCUGCGAAAUGGCGAGGACUGGGUGCACCAGGGACCUGCUGUCAGCUUGACUGCCACAGGUGACCCGGACGUGGCCGUGGUUUCGGGCGUGCGCGGUGGCGUCGAGACGGUGUCCACCAGCAAGGCCGGCUUCAUGGUGCUACCCGUGGGCGAGGAGGUGCCGCUCCUGCUGCUGGGCUCCAACUUUUCGGAGCGCACGCGCGUCACGCUCACCACUGAGAAAGCGGCCCGCGGAGUGUUGUGCCACGAGCAGGUGCUCGUCGACACUUGGGAGCUGCGGCCGCUGCACGGAGGCCUCGCCGCGCGCGUCACCCUCAAGCUUCCCCAUCCGGGCGAGUACCAACUGUGCGUGUCGCUUUCCGGCCGCUGGGUGCACCAAGGCAACGACCCGCUCGUCACGCUCGAAGGCGAAACACCGCUGGUGCCUGUCUGGGCCAACCUCUUGCUCAUCGGCACGCUGCUUGUCUGGUCCGGCCUCUUCAGCGGGCUCACGCUGGGUCUCAUGGCGCUCGACAAAACCGAACUCAAAGUCAUCGAGUCAUGCGGCACUCCCGAGGAACGAGACUACGCGCGCAAAAUACUACCGCUACGGCGUCGCGGAAAUUACCUGCUCUGCACCCUGGUGCUCGGCAACGUGUGCGUCAACAGCAGUUUCACCAUCCUGCUGGACGAGAUGCUGAGCUCCGGCCCCGUGGCAGUGCUACUGUCCACCUUAGGCAUUGUUUUGCUGGGAGAAAUCAUCCCGCAGGCCAUUUGCUCCAGAUACGGACUUGCCAUUGGUGCGCGUACAAUACUGAUAACCAAAUUGUUUAUGAUAAUCACGUUUCCUCUCUCGUGGCCAAUCUCCAAGCUGCUGGACUGUGUGCUCGGAGAGGAGAUCGGUAAUGUAUUCGACCGCGAGAAACUUACCGAAUAUCUUCGAAUCACCAAGGACUACGCGCAACUCGAGAAUGAAGAGCUUAACAUCAUCUUCGGUGCUCUGGAACUGACAAAGAAAACAGCAGCUGACAUCAUGACGCGCAUCGAGGAUGUGUACAUGCUUCCGUAUGAUGCUGUGCUCGACUUCGAGACCAUGAGUGAAAUCGUCAAGCGCGGCUACACACGCAUCCCCGUCUACGAAGGCACCAAGCAGAACAUUGUGUCGCUCCUGAACACCAAGGACCUGACGUUCGUGGACCCCGACGACGCCAUCCCGCUGGCUACUGUGUGCAGCUUCUACAAGCACCCGCUCAGCUUCGUGUUCCAGGACGAGACACUCGACUCGCUUCUGCGCGAGUUCAAGAAGGGUCACUCGCACAUGGCAUUCGUGCGACAAGUGGUGCAGACUGAAAACCGCGACCCCUCUUACAACGUGACGGGCCUGGUGACACUCGAGGACGUCAUCGAGGAGAUCAUCCAGUCAGAGAUUAUCGACGAAACCGAUGUCCUCACCGACAACCGACGCAAGCAACGGCGCAAGGACGCUCAGCUGCUGCAGGACUUCACCGACUUCCUCAAGAUUGGUAGCGGCCAGCAAGGCAAGAAUGUGGUCUCGGCCCAGCUGGCCUUCGCCACCUACCAGUUCCUGAGCACGGCUGUGCGCGCCUUCACAGCCGAGUAUGUGACGCCCGCCGUGCUGCGCCGACUCAUGGCGCAGAACAUCUUUUUCGCGAUCAAGCCUUCUUCUGGGAAGAACAUCUUCGAUGCGGGCAAGCCGUGCGACUUCUUCACCGUCGUCCUCGAGGGACGCGUGCGUGUCACGGUCGGCAGGGAGAGCCUGGUGUUCGAGGCGGGGCCCUUCUCUUACUUUGGGCUGCCCGCGCUCACCGUCGAGAAGGGCGCUUUCGUGCCGGACUACACCGUCGCGCCACUCUCGUACGUGGUCUACAUGAAGGUCAGCCACAGUGUGUACGUGGCCGCCCUGCGCGCGUCACGCCUGGGAAAAACGGACGACCCGAACGACGGGGCCAUGCAAGAGUCCAACGUCCCAACCGAGGACCAGAAGCAGACGACAGCCAACUCGACAGACGUCAAGCCAACGACGCCGGCGGUCGCGUGGUCCGAGCCGGCCAACGCAUGAGCCGCGCCCCUUUAUUAAAUUUCUGCUUUCAGCGCUGCUCUUUGUGCUCCGGGGAGUCGUCCUCGUUGGCGUAGCUCCUGUAGCGGACAUCCGAAGAGCCGCUUCGCAGCAGCAGCGACUGAUUCUCCUGGCGGCCCGGAGGGUUCUUUAGCAGGAACAUCACCGGCGAGUACGCGAAGCACACUGUGGCCGUGAGGUAGAGCAGCCUGCAAGGGAGAGGGCGGCAGGAAUAAGGAUCACCUUCUGCUCGGCAAAAUGCGUGACGUAACAAUGCUCAACUUACGCUUGAAAUCCCAAGGUUUUGACGACGCUGCUGCUGAUGAUAGGCCCUGCAAAGCAAGAGGAGCAAGAACUGAGAGCCACGCCCGGGAGCCUCCACAAUAAUGCGCCGCUCUUCGUGUACGAUACUAUCGGCGAUUGUCAUGUUCAUCGCCACAGAGCAGUUGAGUUUCUUUUGAGAGGACUUCAGAGCUUUGGCACACGUCAAAGGCAGAACCACUUGUGCUCUGUAAACUACGUUGUCCUGAGUCUGCAGCACGGAUCACUCAAAGGGAACCCUACGUCGUUAUAAUCCAGGACAUCAAGGAUAAUCAUUUCGUUUCAAGGAAGCGUGUUCAGCAGAAACGCCAUUGCAGAUAGCUAUAGCUGUACAAAGCAGAGCUGCUAGGCGUUGUCACAUUUGAAAGUAUUCGAGAGAUAAGUUUCGUGAGCUCUAAAGUGCAGUAACAAGUUGUAUUGUUCAAGAGCAAGGAACUUUUGUUUAGCGGUCACCAUGGCACAGUUCUUGAAACGUCUAAUUGAGGCCGCGUAACGCGUUGGAUUCCCCAUGCCACAGCUCCUCAGACUGAAUUAAAGAAACGUCAUUGUUCCACCUAUGA
Messenger RNA from Dermacentor albipictus, 3901 nucleotides. RefSeq names its product unextended protein-like. The record is from RefSeq and is a predicted model, not a curated record. Gene Ontology annotation, biological process: intracellular manganese ion homeostasis; magnesium ion homeostasis; transport. Lineage: Eukaryota; Metazoa; Arthropoda; Arachnida; Ixodida; Ixodidae. Gene Ontology annotation, molecular function: transmembrane transporter activity. Gene Ontology annotation, cellular component: cytoplasm; plasma membrane.